This is a messenger RNA of Spirometra erinaceieuropaei, 412 nucleotides long. NCBI's taxonomy places the organism in Eukaryota, Metazoa, Platyhelminthes, Cestoda, Diphyllobothriidea, Diphyllobothriidae. The record is from the annotation of a GenBank genome assembly.
AUAAGUAUGACGCCGGAGAAUUCGGCCUGCAGGAGGCGGAAAAGGGUGUCAUCUUCACCCAGUUCCCUCCAGUUCUUUACCUUCAGCUAAUGCGUUUUCAGUAUGACUGCAUAGCUAACGCAAACGUUAAAGUCAAUGAUCGCUUUGAAUUUCCAUAUCGCCUCUGUCUGGAUCGCUUUCUUCGGCAUCCCGAGCCUAGCGUGUAUAUCUUGCACGCUGUUCUCGUGCACUCAGGAGACAAUCACGGUGGCCACUACGUUGCUUACAUCAACCCACGUGGCGAUAAUACCUGGUACAAAUUCGAUGAUGAUGUCGUGUCUAGGUCUACUCGCAAGGAGGCCAUAAAUAUGGUGAGUAUCCAUGUGUUCACUUUUUACUUUUUAUGCCUAUACAGCUUGGUGCGUCUUGCUGA